Cimex lectularius (bed bug) is the source of this 1070-nucleotide messenger RNA. RefSeq names its product zinc finger protein 468-like. The transcript is spliced from 2 exons. Gene Ontology annotation, biological process: regulation of transcription by RNA polymerase II. The record is from RefSeq and is a predicted model, not a curated record. Gene Ontology annotation, cellular component: nucleus. The coding region runs from base 175 to 855 and encodes 226 amino acids. Lineage: Eukaryota; Metazoa; Arthropoda; Insecta; Hemiptera; Cimicidae. Gene Ontology annotation, molecular function: RNA polymerase II transcription regulatory region sequence-specific DNA binding; DNA-binding transcription factor activity, RNA polymerase II-specific.
CCGAGUGUUUAAUUAAUUUAUUGGUGUUUUUGAACUGUCGUUUUUCACCCCUGCGGACUGGAGCUCGUCCGGCCGCUACCCGGUAUAACGGGUAGGCGCGAACCGGCUUCCCAGAAGGAGCUUAUCCACAAAGUUCUAGUUCACACCACUCAACUAAGAUUGACCUAGAAAGCCAUGUGCACAGAGGUAAAGGUGUUGGAGAUGCUGGAUUGCAUAGAUUUUUUCCCAGGACACUUCUUGGCGCCGACUUCUGAGAAUGAUUUGCCACGAGAUAGCCCGUAUGAGAUGGAGUGUGACCACGAAUACGAAUCGGAGAAAUGGGAAAACCCGUAUUCAUGCGACUUAUGUAACUUCAGAUGCGGUCGAGAGGUCUGUUUCAAAAGGCACGUUGUUAAUUUUCACAGUAGUUUGAACAAGUGCAAGUACUGCGAAUUGGAGUGUUCGUCAAACGAUGCGCUCAAGGCGCAUAUGUCAAAGUCGCACAAUUGCUACCUGAUGUGCAAGUUGUGCGACUUCACCGCCGAAUCGAGGACGUCACUUCAGAAGCACAUGAGCGUUCACACCGGCAUCAAGAUGUACCCGUGCCCAUAUUGUCAGUAUGCGACAAAGCGUUCGAGCGAUUUGAAACGUCACAUCAGGAAGCACACAGGUGAGAAGCCAUACAUGUGCGAUUUCUGCGAUUAUAGGUCCAGCGACAUCGGACACAUGAAGAACCACAGGAGGCUGCACUGCAGGGUGAUAUACGAUGAACGCCUCGCCAGUGUCGACACGCCAAAGCUCUACUCAUGCGAAGACUGCAGCUACAGUACAAUACGACACAGCGACCUGAAACGCCACAGGCGUAACCAUCAAUAGGACACGGCAAAGCCAAAUCCUCGAUUACUUGCCAUAUGACAAGCUGGUGCAAAGCCAUCAAACCACCUGGUUAAAAAACCAUAAUUUUUUAACAGAUAGUAAUUAAGAACGAAAAUAAUGACAUUUUAUGUUAUUUGACUGUUUUCUUGUUUUGUUUUGUUUUUUAAUUAAUAAUAUUUAAAAAUAUAUUCCUGUGUAAUUUUUUGUUGUUGUUA